CGCCCGCCCGCCUCUCCCGCCUUUUGAGUCUUUGGCAGCGGAGCCUGCUCAGCCCAGCGUGGUUUCGGGAAGUCAGAUGACCUUUCCUCUCCCCUGGCUCUCAGCUGUCCGGUCCUGACACCAUGUCCCCUCUGCUGGCUCCCCUCGGCCUGCUGCUGCUGUGCCCAGGCCUGGCCGCUGUCCCCUGCCCUCAGAAUGUCAAUAUAUCCGGUGGCACUUUCACCCUCAGCCAUGGCUGGGCCCCUGGGAGCCUCCUCACCUACACCUGCCCCCCGGGCAGCUACCCAGUCCCAGCCUGGAGACGAUGCCAGAGCAACGGGCAGUGGCAGACCCCAAGAACCAGCCCGACGUCCACUCUGCGGUCCCCUCGGUUCGUUAGAGCCGUCUGCAAACCUGUUCGCUGUCCGGCCCCUGCCUCCUUUGAGAACGGCAUGUACACCCCUCGGCUGGGGUCCCACCCUGUGGGUGGCAACCUGAGCUUCCAGUGCGACUCCGGCUUCACGCUGAGGGGCUCGCCCGUGCGGUACUGUCGCCUCAAUGGCGUGUGGGACGGGGAGACAGCUGUGUGUGACACUGGGGCCGGUCACUGCCCCAACCCGGGCGUCUCAGUGGGCGCAGUGCGCACAGGCUCACGGUUCGACCUGGGGGACAAGGUCAGCUACCGGUGCUCCUCCCCGAGUCUGCUCCUGACCGGCUCGGCUGAGCGGGAGUGUCAGAGCAACGGGAUGUGGAGCGGGGCGGAACCCAUCUGCCGACAGCCAUACUCUUACGACUUCCCUGAGGAUGUGGCCUCUGCCUUAGGCAUUUCCUUCACCAACCUGCUCGGGGCCACCAACCCCACCCAGAAGAGGACAACGGAGAGUCUGGGCCGUAGAAUCCAAAUCCAGCGCUCGGGUCGCCUGAACCUUUAUCUGCUGCUCGAUGCAUCCCAGAGUGUGUCAGAGAAAGACUUCGAGAUCUUCAAGGAAAGCGCCUCCCUCAUGGUGGACAGGAUCUUCAGUUUUGAGAUCAAGGUCAGUGUCGCUAUCAUCACUUUUGCUUCCGAGCCCAAGACCGUCCUGUCGGUGCUCAGCGAGAAGUCCCGGGAUGGGGUGGAGGUGAUCCACAGUCUGGGAAAAGCCUGCUAUGAAGAUCACAGGAACGCCUCCGGAACUAACAUUUACAAGGCUCUGGACAGCGUCUACCUCAUGAUAAACAACAUGAUAGCCCGCUUCAACCUGGGGGUCUCUGCCCUGCAUGAAAUCCGCCAUGCCAUCAUCCUGCUGACAGACGGAAAGUCCAACAUGGGUGGCUCUCCCAAGCCAGCGGUUGACAACAUCAGAAAUAUCCUGGAUAUCAAUCAGAACAGGAACGACUAUCUGGACAUCUAUGCUAUUGGAGUGGGCAACCUGGAUGUGGACUGGAGGGAGCUCAAUGAGCUGGGGUCCAAGAAGGACGGGGAGAGGCACGCCUUCAUCUUGCAGGACGCGCGGGCGGUGCAGCAGGUCUUCGAGCACAUGCUGGAUGUCUCCAAGCUCACGGACACCAUCUGUGGGGUGGGGAACAUGUCAGCCAAUGCGUCUGACCAGGAGAGGACACCCUGGCACGUCAUCUUUAAGCCCAAGAGCAAGGAGACUUGCCGGGGGUCCCUCGUCUCUGACCAGUGGGUUCUGACAGCAGCUCACUGCUUCCAUGACACCCAGAUGGAGGACCGCCACUUGUGGAGGGUCAUCGUGGGGGAUCCCAGCUCUCAUCACGGCAAAGAGUUCCUUGUGGAGAAGGCGAUAAUUGCCCCAGAUUUCGAUGUCCGUGCGAAGCAGAGCCAGGGCAUCUCAGAGUUCUAUGCUGACGAUAUUGCCCUGCUGAAGCUGGCCCACAAAGUGAAAAUGUCCACCCAUGCCAGGCCGAUCUGCCUUCCGUGCACUGUGGAGGCCAACGUGGCUCUUCGGAGACCCCCCGGUGGCACCUGCAGAGAGCACGAGACUGAGUUUCUGAAACAGCAGAAAGUCCCUGCACAUUUUGUGGCUGUGAACGGGAAGGAACUGAACAUGAACCUCAGGACAGGACUGGAGCGGACAACCUGUAUCGAGGCCGUCUCCCAAAACAAAAAUCUCUUCCCGAGUUUGACAAAUGUCAGUGAGGUGGUGACAGACCAGUUCCUGUGCAGCGGGAUGGAGGAGGACGACCAUCCUUGCAAAGGAGAAUCUGGGGGCGCGGUUUUCCUUGAGCGGAGAUACAGGUUUUUCCAGGUGGGCCUGGUGAGCUGGGGUCUUUAUGACCCUUGUCAAGGUUCCUCCAACAAGAACUCCCGCAGGAAGCCUCCCCCGGGUGUGGAACCUCGAGACUUCCACAUCAGCCUCUUCAGCCUGCAGCCCUGGCUGAGGCAGCACCUGGAUGGGGUCCUGAACUUUCUGCCCCUUUGACAUUGGUCACCGACUCCUUUAGUGUGUUCUGACCCUCCUGUCUACUACCUCUGAGUGUCCUCACUCCUGGGUACAUGAAUCCUGGGCCCCGGGGACCCAGAGACGGUGGCAAAAGCUGGGGAGUCCCCGGGAUUGUCCCGGGACCACCGUCCGACCUUUUACCUGCGAGCAAACCUAGAGUGCAUGGCUUGUGCUUUUCACCCUCGCACGGAAUUUCCCAGUUAUGAAAUUAAUAAAAACCAACGAUUUCCA
Messenger RNA from Mesocricetus auratus (golden hamster), 2654 nucleotides. RefSeq names its product complement C2 (gene C2). Gene Ontology annotation, biological process: complement activation; proteolysis. Gene Ontology annotation, molecular function: serine-type endopeptidase activity. The transcript has 18 exons. Gene Ontology annotation, cellular component: extracellular region. Bases 123 to 2402 code for a protein of 759 amino acids. NCBI's taxonomy places the organism in Eukaryota, Metazoa, Chordata, Mammalia, Rodentia, Cricetidae. The record is from RefSeq and is a predicted model, not a curated record.